This is a messenger RNA of Aphanomyces astaci, 592 nucleotides long. RefSeq lists its product as hypothetical. The transcript has 2 exons. Lineage: Eukaryota; Oomycota; Saprolegniomycetes; Saprolegniales; Verrucalvaceae. The record is from RefSeq and is a predicted model, not a curated record. The coding region runs from base 19 to 519 and encodes 166 amino acids.
UGAUCAUUGAAGUUCCACAUGCUCCAACGCGUGACUGGAAAGGUCGGCGGAAACACAGUGGUGCUACGCCCUGCACUUCAAGCUCUCAAGGAGAAGGCAGAGCAUACGCUGGACAAGAAGGCCGGGGAUGUAGUUCUCUUCAGCAAGAACAUGCACAACAACACUGGCAUGACCGACCUCAGCUUCGAAACACACAAGGCCAAGAAACGAGUGAGCAUGUAUUUCACGUCCAAACCCGACGGCAUUGCGUCGUAUCGACGGUGCGCGGCCAUCUUGGCCAGUGUGGACAGCGUGGAGCUACAGUACACGCCGCAGUUUGGCCAGUCCAGGAUAUCCUUCGAAUGGGAUGAAUUUUGGAGCAUGAUGGAACACAACAAGUUGGGGUUUCUCGCGUCCGAGUCGUCUCAGCCGUUGCUUCAUCUCGGCGGCGAUCCGUCUCAAGACUACAUAGAUGUCCAUGGAGCCGAGGACGGGGCAUCGUUCGAUAUGGAGUUCGAAGAGAUCAAAAAGCUUGAAUAACACUGAAUUUUACGAAACGUUCGCUACUGUAAGAUUCGCCGACUGGUGCUGGCUAGCCACGUCAUAACGAUUA